AUGGCGUGUGAGGACAUUGCUGGUGCCGUCGAGGCCUUGGGACACGGGCGUCUAGCACCGCCACAAAGGGCGCCUGUUGCCUAUCCUCAGCGUGGCCCCCCAGACGGCGAGUGUUUGUGCGUAGUGGGUUUCUAUGUUUGGCUCGCUAGUAGGAAGUCCAACUAUGGCCCGAGAGCGUGCGUCGCCCAAGCGGCCCGUUGUCAUUCGGAAGCGGUGCCGUUACUAGCACCGGCAGGCGGUCGGCACGCCUUCGGGCAUAUGACUUCUCCCAGUACAUGGGAAUUUAUGUAUCCAGGGCAGCCCGUGGUCCCUUCCACCCUCCAUGGCCGGAUGCGUGCAUGUUGGGCUGCACUGCAAAUGCCCUGUUUCGCAUGCCUUGGGGUCCAUCGUCUUCUGGCGACCCCACCGCGUCCAGCUGAGGCCCGGGGUCUGACGUCGCCAGGCGCCUGGGUGUGGCAUUUAGUGUACAUGUUCGAGGAUGCAUGGCCGGUGGUGACUCUCUGCAACGACAGUCGCAACGGCAGCCGCGCGGAGACUGCCGGGCGGCACCAAUGUGAGAGGCAGCCACUAGUUCAUCACAACCAAGCCCGCUCAACACCUACAUGCCAUCACCGUGACGAGCGCGCGAGCGUCACACUACGCAUCCGUACUUACACCCGCACUGCUGCUUACUGA
Messenger RNA from Bipolaris zeicola 26-R-13, 675 nucleotides. RefSeq lists its product as uncharacterized. The record is from RefSeq and is a predicted model, not a curated record. The transcript has 3 exons. The coding region runs from base 1 to 675 and encodes 224 amino acids. Lineage: Eukaryota; Fungi; Ascomycota; Dothideomycetes; Pleosporales; Pleosporaceae.